Molecule: messenger RNA, 1241 nt
Organism: Brienomyrus brachyistius
Lineage: Eukaryota; Metazoa; Chordata; Actinopteri; Osteoglossiformes; Mormyridae
Gene: nsmce1
Product: NSE1 homolog, SMC5-SMC6 complex component
Exons: 8
Coding region: 172-966 (264 amino acids)
Biological process (GO): DNA damage tolerance; double-strand break repair via homologous recombination
Cellular component (GO): nucleus; Smc5-Smc6 complex
Molecular function (GO): ubiquitin-protein transferase activity
Source: RefSeq, a predicted model, not a curated record
AUCCAUGCCCUGCAGGCACAGCUAGGAGAAGGGAGAGCAGGAUGCAUAUACAGAAUCCGCAUGGAUUUCGACGGAGGAACACAAAAGCUGUGAAGCAGGGCAAUUGCCAAUUACCACUACGAGGGGACGCACUAUGCAUGUUCUUUAGAGGCGUGAAAGUGUGCCUGCGUCAUGGCUGGACCUUCGUCAGACAGUCAUCGCAGGUUCCUGCAGUCCCUGAUGUGUAAUGGGAUCAUUGACCGGUCCAAAGCCGUCGCACUGCAUCGAAAUUGCUGCGAGGUGCACAAUACACAUUAUGCACGCGAUGGACUGGACAAAUUUAUCGAUCUCAUCAACUCUCAUCUAGAACCACUGUUCAUGCAGAUCCGGAAGUCUGUAUCAGAAGAAGAUGGUGUUCAGUAUUAUGCCUUGGUGAAUAUGGCUGAGACAGAUAUAACCAGGAUGUCUUCUGAUUAUGCCGACAAUGAGCUUGAGCUCUUUAGAAAAACGAUGGACCUGAUUGUGGACUCUGAGAGUGGAAGGGCCUCCUCUACUGACAUCCUAAACUGUGCCGACAGCCUGAACACCAGGAAGAUGAAGAAGAAGGAGACUGAGUUGCUCCUCACUAGGCUGGUGCGGGAUAAGUGGCUGAAUGAGAAACAUGGCGAAUACACCCUGAGUACCCGCUGUAUUAUGGAGAUGGAGCAGUACAUUCAGAAGAUCUACCAAGACAUGGUGAAGACAUGUGCCAUAUGUCACAAUGUAGUUUUUCAGAGUCAGAUGUGUGACAACACGUCCUGUGCGAUCAAGAUGCACAUUCCCUGUGUUGCGAAAUACUUCAAAGGCCGCAGUGAUCCUCAGUGCCCAGUUUGUAAUGAGUUCUGGCCCCAUGAGAUCCCAGAGAUCAGGAAUACAUCUCAGGUACCUUCGGAGAUGGAGAACACUACUCCAACUCCUUCAACUUCGCAUUCUCGUCGAAGAAGAUAGCGCUUCACGUUCAUCUCCUGCAAAUCUAACACCAACUUUGUUAUUUUAUCAUUAGCUCAUGGUUAUCAUGUCUGAACCUGUCCAUUUUUCAUUUGUAAAUAUUAGUUCCUCACUGAUUCCAGAUAAAGAUUGGAAGUGUUCCACAGGGUGUCUGUCUAGACAAGCAAAUAUAUGAAGAAGACUUUCUCGACGUUCCCUUUGCACGGUUUUGUAUUUUCGAAAUUUAACUGUACUUUUUUUAAAGCUUGGUUUUAAUAAAAGGCUGUUUGCAUAAA